Symbiodinium natans is the source of this 549-nucleotide messenger RNA. NCBI's taxonomy places the organism in Eukaryota, Dinophyceae, Suessiales, Symbiodiniaceae. The record is from the annotation of a GenBank genome assembly.
AUGCAGUCGGCUGCAGAGGCUGAGGCAGCCCCUGUCUCGACAGCCGAAGGCCAAUCGAAGGAGACUCCUUCAGACGGUGCAGUUCCCACCAUUGCCACCGCUGGCGAAGACAAGGCGGAAGCAUCAGCUGCGGGUUCAGCUUCGACCAAGGUGGAGGAGAAGGUAUCGCCCAGCGAAGCAGAUCCGCGCGGGGGAGACAGCGCUGGUACAAAGGAGGCGGGUGCAUCAAUCACGGGAUCAGCAGCGAGCGAGGUGGAGAAGGUCCAAGUACCCACUCCAGUCUUGGCAGCAAGCGGCGGCGCACAGGUAGCCGCUGUCACCACUGCCAGUGCUUCUCCCGCCGCUGCCAUGCAGUCGGCUGCAGAGGCUGAGGCAGCCCCUGUCUCGACAGCCGAAGGCCAAUCGAAGGAGACUCCUUCAGACGGUGCAGUUCCCACCAUUGCCACCGCUGGCGAAGACAAGGCGGAAGCAUCAGCUGCGGGUUCAGCUUCGACCAAGGUGGAGGAGAAGGCCCGAUGCAAAGCUGGCGAUGAGGAAGGCUCCUUCUAG